Molecule: messenger RNA, 723 nt
Organism: Drosophila mauritiana
Lineage: Eukaryota; Metazoa; Arthropoda; Insecta; Diptera; Drosophilidae
Product: angiopoietin-related protein 6
Exons: 2
Coding region: 28-723 (231 amino acids)
Source: RefSeq, a predicted model, not a curated record
UAAACCACCGAUCUUCUAUCAGCACGCAUGUUGAGUAAAAUGAAAUCGUUCUUCGUUGUACUACUUCUAUGGACUUUGCUGUUCGAAGUGGGUCAGAGUUCACCAAACACGUGUCCCAGUGGCAGUCCAAAUGGAAUUUACCAGCUGAAGUUGCCAGGAGAAGAACCUUUUCAAGUGACCCAGUGCAAAACGACGGCAAGAGAUUGGAUUGUCAUUCAAAGGCGACUAGAUGGAAGUGUUAAUUUCAAUCAAUCGUGGCUUAGUUACAAGGAUGGAUUUGGCGAUCCGAAUGGCGAGUUUUUCAUCGGUCUUCAGAAGCUUCACCUGAUGACUAGGGAACAACCACACGAGCUUUUCAUUCAAUUGAAGCAUGGUACUGGCACUACAGUACACGCUCACUUUGAUGACUUUCAAGUGGGCGGUGAAACUGAAUUAUACAAACUGGAAUGGGUGGGAACAUAUUCUGGAACAGCUGGCGACUCACUUAGAUACCACAUAAAUAAAAGGUUCUCCACUUUUGAUCGUGAUAAUGAUGAAUCUAGUAAAAAUUGUGCAGCCGAGCAUGGCGGUGGUUGGUGGUUUCACUCUUGUUUGUCAAGCUCGCUAAAUGGACUUUAUUAUAGAGAAGGUGAAACAGUCAUGCUGAAUGGAAUUCACUGGGGCCGCUGGAAAUUCCAAUCCCUAACUUUUGUUCAAAUGAUGAUAAGACCGAAAUACUUUUAG